This is a messenger RNA of Oryzias latipes (Japanese medaka), 2889 nucleotides long. Lineage: Eukaryota; Metazoa; Chordata; Actinopteri; Beloniformes; Adrianichthyidae. The record is from RefSeq and is a predicted model, not a curated record.
CCUCCGAUUUUUUUAACCUCCUCUCGCUCUCACUGACAUUUCAACUCCAAGACGGAUCCAGCGGUAGACAUCUUUUAUUCAGGACGUACACGCUUCUAUCGCGGAGGACAGAUCCGCGGGAGGAAGAGGUGUCUUUACGCACACAGGAUACACCGGUUCCUCCUCACCGCCUCUCUGUCCGGGAUAUUCCUUCCGUCUCCACCGAAGACCACUGGAAACUAUUUUUUCCUCGCGUAAACUUCCUGAGAGAGACUGAUCCUGGUCGGCUUUAAUUUUUUCCCUUUUUCUUCGGUUUGGAGAACCACAGGCGAAAGCCUACAUUUUAUCAAGGACUUUGACAACGGCCCAGGAUGCCCCAAAAAGGGAGACAUUAAGUAGUGAAAACGGCAGAUGAUUGACUAAAUUGUAUUAAAGUGGACAGUCAACUCUGUUUCCAGAAUACCACAACCAAGCCACGUGGGAGUCUGGUGUAGCCUCAAUGAUGCAGAACAGUCACAGUGGCGUGAACCAGCUUGGUGGCGUGUUUGUUAAUGGAAGACCGCUGCCGGAUUCCACCAGGCAGAAAAUAGUGGAACUUGCUCACAGCGGCGCGCGACCCUGCGACAUCUCCAGAAUACUACAGACCCAUGAUGAAGUCCAGGUGCUGGACAGUGAAAAGGUGAUACUUAUUUGAGCCAUCUUAAUUAUUCCAAUAAAAGUCAUAAAUAAUGUAUGUGAAUUGUGUUUUUUUGUUUCCGAUCCAGGUAUCCAACGGCUGCGUGAGCAAGAUCCUGGGCAGAUAUUAUGAAACUGGCUCCAUAAGACCGAGGGCGAUAGGAGGCAGCAAGCCCAGGGUCGCCACUCCGGAGGUGGUCGCCAAAAUCGCGCAGUACAAGCGGGAGUGUCCGUCUAUCUUUGCGUGGGAGAUUCGUGACAGGCUCCUGUCGGAGGGGAUCUGCACCAACGACAACAUACCCAGCGUGUCAUCAAUAAACAGAGUCCUCCGCAACCUGGCUAGUGAAAAGCAACAGAUGGGCGCAGAUGGCAUGUAUGACAAGCUGAGAAUGCUCAACGGUCAGACAGGAACUUGGGGGACCCGGCCCGGCUGGUACCCCGGAACAUCAGUGCCAGGACAGCCCAACCAAGAUGGCUGCCAACAACAGGACGGUGCGGGAGAAAACACCAACUCCAUCAGCUCGAACGGCGAGGAUUCAGAGGAGACGCAGAUGCGCCUGCAGCUCAAGAGGAAACUGCAGAGAAACCGCACGUCCUUUACGCAGGAGCAAAUCGAGGCGCUGGAAAAAGAAUUUGAAAGAACCCAUUACCCGGAUGUCUUUGCGCGAGAAAGACUAGCGGCAAAAAUCGAUUUACCUGAGGCAAGAAUACAAGUAUGGUUCUCAAAUAGAAGAGCAAAGUGGAGGCGAGAGGAGAAGCUGCGGAACCAGCGCAGACAGGCCAACAACUCCUCCAGUCACAUUCCCAUUAGCAGCAGCUUCAGCACCAGCGUCUACCAGGCCAUCCCACAGCCCACCACACCCGUGUCGUUCACCUCGGGGUCAAUGCUGGGGAGACCUGACUCUGCACUCACAAACACCUACAGCGCGCUGCCCCCCAUGCCAAGCUUCACCAUGGCGAACAAUCUACCUAUGCAACCCAGCCAGACCUCCUCUUACUCCUGCAUGUUGCCUACCAGUCCGCCUGUGAAUGGGCGGAGCUACGAAACAUACACGCCCCCUCAUAUGCAGGCACAUAUGAACAGCCAAUCAAUGACCACUUCUGGUACCACCUCAACAGGACUCAUUUCUCCUGGAGUUUCUGUCCCUGUCCAAGUCCCAGGGAGCGAGCCUGACAUGUCUCAGUACUGGUCAAGACUACAGUAGAGAGAAGAGCUACUUCACCCUGUAACCACCCACUCCACCAUCGCCCUCCGGCAGUGCUCCUCACACAUGCAUGGCACAGGAGAGUAGAGACAGUUGAGAGGAGGCAACAGAGAGGACAAGGAGGAAAGAAAAAGAGCCUUGGGACGUUUGGGCUUUGUUUUUUCAUCGGGACAGUCUGCUGUUCUGUAGGUCUGGGCAAAUUCAAAUGAGGACAGACGAAAGAACAACGAUGGAAAAACGGAAAAAAUAUGGACCUCUGUAAAGUGCCCGGUGUUAAGUUUUUAUGGAACAAAAACUUAUCUGUUUUUUUUUUUCUAUUUCCAUCUACAGUCAUUGUUUCCUUUUUUCUCUGGUGUGUUUGUAAAUGGCCAUUUGUAUGUUAUUAUGAAAAAAAAAAAAAUGAAAAAAAAAAACCACGACAAAAUCAAGUACUGAUAGAUGGACUGCUAGAAAACCAUGUUGGUUUUGCGUUUGUUUGCAAGAGGAGAACCAGAGAGAUUCUGCCAUGACUAUCUUUUAAUCCACUUAUAUCGAGACUUUGUAGCAGCCUUUGCAUGGUCUCUGGAUGCUUUCUGCAUAUCAAUGAAGACGAAAAAGCUGGAGUGAAGACUCUUACCAUGUUGAAAAAAGAAAAAAAAAGAAGAAAAAUAUUUAUUGGUUAUAUUUCCUAAGAAUGAUUAUUUCAGAGGGGAAAGUCAGACUCCAUCCACCCAUGAGGCGGCCUUUAGGGCACUUUCGACACAGGCUUAAUUUAGCUGUCUUACUCAAAGAAAGGAUGACCAUCAGCAGCCAGAAAAGAUGGCAAAAGAGUGCAAAACUAUUUUGGACCUCUUGUUUCAGUGGCUGGAUAGGUUCUACCUGGCGGCGAUGAACACUUGGAAAACAGGCAUAAAAGAAACCUGUAGUCUGUAAAUGGUAGACUGCAUCUUCAGUAUAAUCCAGUUUGUUUAUGUCAAAAAUGUAAAGUACUUGUCUUCCCGUAAAAUCUUCAACAAAAGAUUUCUAAAAAUAAAAGUUGAUUUCAUUUAUA